This is a messenger RNA of Aspergillus ruber CBS 135680, 561 nucleotides long. RefSeq lists its product as uncharacterized. The record is from RefSeq and is a predicted model, not a curated record. The transcript is spliced from 2 exons. Lineage: Eukaryota; Fungi; Ascomycota; Eurotiomycetes; Eurotiales; Aspergillaceae. Bases 232 to 447 code for a protein of 71 amino acids.
AGGUGGAACCUCUCAACGUCAUGAUGAUGGCGGACUGAAUGGAAUACCCGGUUUGGCCGUGAUGUUCUCAUCUUCUAAAUGUUAUUUAAAAUCCUCUCUCUCAUUUUUAUUCCUCAAUCAAAUACAACUUUACCUCUGCUAUAUCGUGUGUUAUACUAGAAAGCCAAGCUCAAGACAUCCGAACUACUUCCUACGUCAAAUCUAUAUCUAUCCCACUCAAUAAAAACGAAAAUGUCCGCUCCUAACCCCGGCCGCCAAUCCCCCGAACCCGAGCGCCAGAGCGGUGCCCAGCAACGGGACCCCGUCUCGGCAGGGAAGACCCUCCCUGAAUUCCGUGGCGAGCCUCGUCACUCGCAGGCCGAGUCUGAGGAGACCAAGAACACGAAGCUUGAGAGCAACCCCGUACACCGGUUGGAAGAAAUCGAGGCGAAGAAGUAUCAGAAAUAACGUCUGGCAUAUAAUGGUGUUUGGUUUGGGUUUAUGAUGUCUUUCUAUUUCAUGGUCAUGUAUGAAUUGUUUGGAGUUUGGUAGUGGUGUAUCAACAUUUAAUUGAAGUUAUAC